Molecule: messenger RNA, 1320 nt
Organism: Tauraco erythrolophus (red-crested turaco)
Lineage: Eukaryota; Metazoa; Chordata; Aves; Musophagiformes; Musophagidae
Gene: UTP3
Product: UTP3 small subunit processome component
Biological process (GO): maturation of SSU-rRNA from tricistronic rRNA transcript (SSU-rRNA, 5.8S rRNA, LSU-rRNA)
Cellular component (GO): small-subunit processome; nucleolus
Source: RefSeq, a predicted model, not a curated record
GAAGAAGAGGAGGAGGAGGAGGUACGGAGCCUGGAUCUUUACGUGGACCACAGUGCAGAGGAGGGUGGAGAAAGUGACGAGGAUGGAGAUGACGAGGGGGAGGAAGAGGAGGAUGGAGAAGGCGAAGAUGAGGGUGAAGAUGAAGAUGAGGACCUGUCCAUGGAAAGCGAUUUGGAGGAGCGCCAUCCAGACACCAAGCUCCCCCACGAGCUCUCCUGGGGCCAACGCAAGCAGCUCUACUACGACACGGAUUAUGGGAGCGAUGUCCAGGCCAAGGGCAAGCGUAGCCAGCAAGAAGUCGAUGCUGAGGAGGAGGAAGAGGAGCAGGAGGCUCAAGUCAUCCAGAGGCGGGUGGGGCGAGACUUGGGGGAAGAAGAUUACGGGCUGGAUGUGAUCCAGGGCUAUCUGGCUGAGCAGCAGAAAACCCACGAUGGCGAGGGGCAGAAGAUUGACAAAGAUUUGCAGGCUCUUUCCAAGAAGGAGCAGCUGAAGCUUCUGAAGCAGGAGUCCCCUGAGCUCCUGCAGCUGAUUGAGGACUUUGAAGUCAAGCUGAUGGAGCUCAAGGACGAGCUGCACCCGCUGCUGCAGAUGGUCAGGAACGGCACUAUCCCGCAAGGGAAAGGCAGUCGCUAUUUGCAGACUAAGUACAAUCUCUACUUGAGUUAUUGUGCCAAUAUCAGUUUCUAUUUGCUUCUGAAGUCCAAGAGGAUGCCGGUCCAUAGCCACCCCGUUAUCGAACGGCUGGUGGCUUUUAGAAAUGUCAUCAACGACCUAGCUGUUAUCGAUCAAAAGUUAUCCUCGCAGGUUCGCGUGCUUCUGAAAAGCUACUAUGAUAAGAAGGAAGAUAAAUUGCGGAAAGACAAGAAGUUUGCCGUGUUUCUCCCACUGGAUGUUAAGAAAAGCAAACCAAAACGUGCUCCUGCGCUUGCUAAUGGCCGGGCUACUGCUGAUGAACCGUCAAGUGAAUCCGACCUGGAUGAAGAGGCUGCCCUAAAAUACUACAAUAUGAUGGAGGAGAAGCUGAAACUGAAGAGGAAGAGAACUGCCGACCAAGACGUGCUUGAAGAAGAAGCGGUGUUAGAAGGAGAGGAUCCAAAUAAGAAGAGAGGUGUCACCUAUCAGAUGAUUAAGAACAAAGGCCUGACACCCAGAAGGAAGAAGAUCGACCGCAACCCCAGGGUCAAGCAUCGGGAGAAGUUUCGGCGAGCCAAGAUUCGCCGCAAGGGCCAGGUCCGGGAAGUUCGCAGGGAGUUGGACAGAUAUGCCGGGGAGCUGUCUGGCAUUCGUGCAGGAGUUAAGAAAAGCAGGAAGCUUCAGUGA